Macroventuria anomochaeta is the source of this 944-nucleotide messenger RNA. RefSeq lists its product as uncharacterized. NCBI's taxonomy places the organism in Eukaryota, Fungi, Ascomycota, Dothideomycetes, Pleosporales, Didymellaceae. The transcript has 3 exons. The coding region runs from base 321 to 944 and encodes 207 amino acids. The record is from RefSeq and is a predicted model, not a curated record.
UGAGAGCGCUGGUGCAUGUGCGAGCGUGGCACUACAGUGAAGGACCCAGUGAAACUGUGAGCGCGUGGCUCCGAAAAUCAUUGUCAUUGGCAUGCUGAUUGGAGCCCUUGGUGUUUGUGUGCGACUUCGCUGUCUGUUCCGAGAACUAUUGGCAACGACUUGGGAGAAGGUGUAUAAGAAUGGCGAGCAUCAACGACUUUGAAAGACAAGACAGGACAUCCCUCGCUUCCUUCUUCAGGUCCCAGCUUCGAGCAAUCUUGCUUGACUCCACCUCGCCCUCUCUCUUCUCAAGGUCACUUCAUACAGACAUAUAGUUCACCAUGAAGACUGCCAUUCUCACCUUCGCUCUGGCGACUCUCGCCUCGGCCGCACCAGCACCUCUCGUUCCCCGCGCGCCACCGGGUGUUCCUACCACCGCUGCGGCAAAGACCCAGCUCGCUGGCCUCACCGUUGCUGCCCAAGGUCCUCAGACCGGCUACUCUCGUGACUUGUUCCCCCACUGGAUCACACAGUCAGGCUCCUGUAACACCCGUGAGGUCGUCCUCGCACGUGACGGCACCAAUGUCGUCCAAGACUCUUCUUCUUGCGCUGCUACCUCCGGAACAUGGAAGAGCCCCUACGACGGCGCUACAUGGACCGCCGCCAGCGACGUCGACAUCGACCACAUGGUUCCCCUGAGCAACGCCUGGAAGUCCGGCGCCUCGUCAUGGACCACAGCCCGUCGCCAGGCCUUCGCCAACGACCUGACCAACCCCCAGCUUCUUGCUGUUACGGAUAAUGUGAAUCAAGCCAAGAGCGACCAGGGACCUGAGGACUGGAAGCCCCCGCUAACAAGCUACUACUGCACUUAUGCGAAGAUGUGGGUCCGGGUCAAGAGCGUGUAUAGUCUUACGAUUACGAGUGCGGAGAAGACGGCGUUGACGAGUAUGUUGAACACUUGCUAG